GUCAUCGCCGGCGCUCCGCUAUCUCUGCGCUGGUGUCAGCGUUCGGAAGCGAAGGCGGCCCUUGGAGCUCCCGCAGGGCCGCUGCGGGUCGCUUGCGAAUCGGGCACGAGGAGUGGCCCUGGUCGCCUCCCUCCACCCCACUACUUCUUCUUCUUCUCCUCCUCCUCCUCGGGAGGGGGAGUGAGUUGCCUGCCCUGGUCGCCUGGGCUGCUCUUGGCGGCGGGCGGCUCCAGCUGGGGGAAACGUCAGCGAUGAAACUGACGAGGCGAUGCUGCCGGUCCUGACUUCCUGCUCUCGGCGAUGUCGAUUUGACAAGUCCCGGGAUCCGCUCGGCGCCGGAAGGGUUAAAGAUGAUGAGGAAGAAGAGGAAGCGCGGAGGCCCGACCGCCUGCCCAUGCAGCAGCCGACGCCCCGCCGCCGCCCCGCCGACGCUGCCGGAGUCCCGAAGAGCUGCAUGGACGGGCAUGGGGAGAGCGGCCCCUUUCUGCGCCAUCGCCUCCGCCGCCAGGGCUGAGGUGCAGCAGCAGCAGCGGCGGCGCCGUCCUCGCCCGCGCCCCCCGCCUCUGCCAGCCCUUGUUCUGCUCUUCAGCCUCGGGCUGCUUCUACACACAGGUGAAUGCCAGCUGCAAACGCCAUGUCGAAUCCAGAAGUGUACCACAGACUUCGUAUCGCUGACUUCUCAUCUCAGCUCUGCUAUUGAUGGCUUUGAUUUGGAGUUCUGCAAAGCCCUGCGUGCCUAUUCCGCCUGCACCUACCGCAAUUCCAAAGUCUGCCGAGGAAAUCUGGUCUAUCAUUCUGCUGUAUUGGGCAUCAGUGAUCUCAUGAGCCAGAGAAACUGCUCCAAGGAUGGCCCGACAUCCUCCACUAAUCCUGAAGUUACCCACGACCCAUGUAAUUACAGCGGCCGCCAGGGAGCCAGAGAACACCGUGGAGGAGAGCAAACGCCUUCCACUUACUUUUUCUGUGGCUUGUUUGGAGACCCCCAUCUACGGACCUUUAAGGAUCACUUUCAGACAUGCAAAGUGGAAGGGGCCUGGCCUCUCAUAGACAACAACUACUUGUCGGUGCAAGUGACGAAUGUGCCUGUGGUCCCAGGAUCCAGUGCUACUGCCACAAAUAAGAUCACCAUUAUCUUUAAAUCUUACCAAGACUGUACAGAUCAGAAGGUCUAUCAAGCAGUGACUGAUGAUUUGCCAGCUGCUUUUGUAGAUGGCACAACUAGCGGUGGCGAUGGUGACACCAAAAGUUUGCGCAUUGUGGAGAUAGUGAGUGGAAAAUAUGUGGAAAUGCAUGCCAGAUACAUUGGGACCACUGUGUUUGUGCGCCAGCUUGGCCGCUACUUAACGCUGGCCAUACGCAUGCCGGAAGAGCUGGCCAUGGCUUACGAAGAGAGCCAGGACCUACAGCUCUGUGUGAACGGUUGCCCCUCAAGUGAACGCAUCGACGACAGUGGGCAUCUACCUUUGCCAGUGAUGGGGCAGCCCCUCCCUCCUGGUGCUUCAGGCCAGAGCCGAUCUGUGUACACGAUGGAAAGUGCGACAGCAAAAUGCCACGAGAAGAUGCUGUUGAAGGACAUCUAUUUUUACUCUUGCGUAUUUGACUUGCUCACCACUGGCGACGCCAAUUUCACGGCAGCUGCCCAUAGUGCUUUGCAGGACGUUGAGGCUCUGCACCCCAGGAAGGAGCGGUGGCACAUCUUCCCCAGCAAUGGCGGCAUUGGCCAGGGGAGUGUGUGGUGUCUUAGUCUUGGACUCGCGUGCUUGAUGCUUGUUGUGUUUUUGUAGGGGUUUUUGUUUGUUUGAGAACAAAGGUUUUAAAAUAUAUAUUGUCAUAAUAUAUUGAGUAAAGAGUAUAUAUGUAUAUACCAUGUAUAUGAAGGGAUGCUUUUUUUGUCCUGGGACACCCAGCGGAUUGUACAUAUUGUGUUACUACCUUCCCCCCCCCCCCACCCGUAUGUUGGAUGUAAUAUUCUUUUUGAUUGUAAUAAUUUUUUGCUUUGCAGUGGUGAAACGUUUUAUAAUGUCCUUUCAUUAGGACCCGAUAGAAAGCACUUUAUUUUUUAUAUAUUAAAUAUUUAUGUGUACCUAGGUAAUCUGUAAAGCAUAUAUCCACAUGUACAUAUAUCAUAUCCAGUGCUCCCUCUAAGUAUUACCUAGCUGAACUCACAUACUUAUGAUCUUGUGUGAUCCCUUUACCCUCGAUCCUUGCCCUUCCUCUGGCAAGUUCAGACCACACAAGAAGCUGGCUGGGCAUAGAGGCAGAGGUCUGGAAGAGCCAACUCUUCUUUUUGGACCUGGGCCAGUAGCCUUUGUUUCAUAGGGGCAGCAAAGUCAUUUGCCAUCGAUCCUCAUAAUUAAAGCAUUCACCAUUGCAUCUCGUUUGUGAUGCAGAUAAUCUUUGCUUCCUUCUCUGAAGGACUUUUUAUUUUAAUUAGUGAUAUCUUGUACUUGGGUUCUAAUAUGCAAGUGCAAAAUUCACAUCUUGUCUCAAUUUAUGAAGGGCACCCAUAUAGAAAAUUGUGUCUUUCCUUCUGCCAAGUUUAUGCGAAUGGGGCUUGAAAUUUCCCCAAAACGUUCUUGGGUUUUUGGACUCAAAUCUCUUAAUAUAUUGAUAUAUGGAUGUCUUCAAGUUGUUUGUACUAAAUGUGUACCCUAUGAUAGUGGUAGGCUGUACCUGGUUGAUUUCUCUCCCUAUCCCUUUAGUUUCUAUUGAAACUAACCCCCCCCCAAAAAAAAAUUAAUUCUAAAGCUUGCACAUAAACCUUGUCUGAAAAGAAAGGCAGACAGUUUGCAAACCCAACAGUCUGAACUGUAACCUUCCCCGCCAGCAUACAUCAAUGUUUGUACUGGGGACAGUGGGUCAGGCAGGUCCAGGAACACGGCUUAGAGGAGGCUAGAGUUGCUUUGUCAUCAUUCCCAUGUCAAUUUUUAGCAAGUUUUUUUAAUUGCAACAUCUUCUAUAGGAGUGUCCAUAUUGGUCUGUUGCAACACAGAGAGACUAUCUUGUGGCCUUUUAAGACUGGCAGGUGUACUGUAGCAUCCAUUAGCUUUUGUGGCUUAGACUCUUGUUCAUCAGAUGAUGCAGGCUGUAGCCCAUUAAAGCUUAUGGCACAAUAAAUCGA
Messenger RNA from Elgaria multicarinata webbii, 3121 nucleotides. It is a transcript of the gene RGMB, whose product is annotated as repulsive guidance molecule BMP co-receptor b. NCBI's taxonomy places the organism in Eukaryota, Metazoa, Chordata, Lepidosauria, Squamata, Anguidae. Gene Ontology annotation, biological process: BMP signaling pathway. Gene Ontology annotation, cellular component: plasma membrane. The record is from RefSeq and is a predicted model, not a curated record. Bases 351 to 1784 code for a protein of 477 amino acids. Gene Ontology annotation, molecular function: coreceptor activity. The transcript is spliced from 5 exons.